AUGGGUAAUAUUUGGUUAUUAAGAUCUGUGAUUGAUUUAUUUAAAUUCUAUAAGAUUCAAUCUUCAAUCACCAAACUUGGAUCAUCAGUUCAAACCAGCCAAACAACAUUCAAGAAUGAAAUAAUGUUGAACAACAGUAACAAUACUCUAACUGGUCAAACAUCAAACUCGAAUCAAUCACUUGUUGAUUUGAAUAUCCUUGCAACUGUAUUGGGUAUUUUGGGUAUUAAGGUGAAUGCCACUGUAUUGUAA
This is a messenger RNA of Heterostelium album PN500, 252 nucleotides long. RefSeq lists its product as uncharacterized. The transcript is spliced from 3 exons. NCBI's taxonomy places the organism in Eukaryota, Evosea, Eumycetozoa, Acytosteliales, Acytosteliaceae. The coding region runs from base 1 to 252 and encodes 83 amino acids. The record is from RefSeq and is a predicted model, not a curated record.